AUGUCGAAGGGUGGCGAGGAAGAGCUGGAGAAGCAGUAUCACGUCUACAAACAACAAUUCGAGGAGUGGCGAGAGAAGAAUAAAAGCUCGCAGGGCACGGAUGCGUAUAACGCCUAUGUGAAACAAUUCGAGGACUGGGAACGCGAUGUGGAAAAGCGACGAAAAUUGCUGAGGGAGAAGGCAUACCUAGCUCAUCACCAAGCGGGGCUCGAGCAGGACCGUCUCGGCCGAGGCCAGGUGCACGUUCAGGCCUCCGCCGCCGUCCAUUACAGCGCGACGGCCCAAGCAUCAACUAUGGCCGUGGUGGACGAGGUGAACGCGCAGAAGGUAUUGCAGCAAAUGGCCGAAGUUGUGAUGGGCGGACAGCAACCGCAAAUGCAGGAGAAGACACCCGUCUAUCAACAGCAGCCGCCUCAACAGCAAGCCCAAGCAACCCCGCCACAACUAUGGGGCGGAUCGAAACCUGUGUACGAUGUUCGAGAUCCAAUGUUUGCGAAAUGGGGUAUGCGCGCGGCCCCGGCUCAUCAGCCACCGCCGCUCCCUCCGGCGCCGAUAAUGCCGAUGCCUUAUUGGUUGAGCAUCGAAGAGAUGAAGUCUCGAAAACUGAUGAUGGCACCGAUGGGCCCGUCUCCGAUGGUACCGCCUUUCAUG
Mesorhabditis spiculigera is the source of this 651-nucleotide messenger RNA. The record is from the annotation of a GenBank genome assembly. NCBI's taxonomy places the organism in Eukaryota, Metazoa, Nematoda, Chromadorea, Rhabditida, Rhabditidae.